GGCGGCUCGGACGGUGAGCGAUGUUUCCUUUGGGUUUCGGGUUUAGAGCAGUUGGGGUUAAUUUCCGCUCGGUUGCGGCCGUUUAUAUAAAACAGCCUUGAGCUCUUCUGUGCCGGACAGCCGCCGUCAUGUCCAACAACAAUGCCAGCAACAAUUUAAUUAUCGCUCAGAGGGCCGUGAAGCAGCUCCGGUUAGAGGCCAGUAUCCGGAGGAUCAAGGUGUCCCAGGCUGCUGCUGAUCUGAGAAACUUCUGCAUGCAAAACGCCUCCAAGGACCCUCUCCUGAUGGGGGUCCCCUCCAGUGAUAAUCCCUUCAGACCCCCCAAGUCCUGCUCCUUGUUCUGAGCAACACGGAACAUGGAGGAUUUCAGAAUAUGUCCGUCGAAGGCUUUCCUCACUUCUAACUGAUGUCACUGUAGAUCUACCAGCAGCUCCUCUUGGGAUGAUGCACACGAGGCUGAUGGGUUCGGGGGGUAACUGGUCCGCUUGUUUGCCAAAACUAAUGGUCUCAUAACUCCCAUCUGUUAUAAUAAAGUAGCGCCACACUCUACACGUUCGAAAACGGAGCAGAAGAUGUUCUAAGCUGACACUAACUUGAUAAAUGAUUAAGCCGUUCUUGUGUGUACUUAACAUGUCCAGCAUUGAUUUGACUGACUUAACAGUGUCUGUUUCCAGUCUGUGAGGUUCUGCUCACGUUAAUGACUCCUGAAAGAUGAACUUCCCCUUCUAUUUUGGGUGGCAGGUGGAAAAACAAUCAUGCAUUAAUUUAAACCGGGUGCUGUUACAGAAUAUUAAUGUUUUAUCUUAUCUAUAUAAAUAUAUAUAUACACACACACACUCAGUUGGCAGUUUAUUAGGUUCACUUUUCUAAGAUUAAUGCAGUCUCACGUACCAGUCCUGGAGUGAGUCACUUCUCCAGUGUUUUAGCAAUUGUCACUUUUUCAGUCACAUUUUUCACUACAACAUAAUGUCCUGCAUAACCAGGACUAAAAGUACACAGAACUUAGACAUCUUUUCAACGUCAAAUUUCUUUGCCUUUUUUUUUUACAAAAAUAGAGAAAACCUUGACUUGUCUAACAGUUUUCCAAGUGCCUACAGAAUGUAUCCAGUACUGGGAAAAAAAAAUCUUUGCCUGAUCUGAUCCAUGUAAACACAGCCUGCAGUUCAGCAGGAAAGUGACAGAAGUUUUAUCAUGUCACUGUCGGUUGCAGCUCAGUCAGUCAUGGCUUCACAGCUGUGCCAAGGAAGACACAGUUUUCAGUUUUUAGCAGAAUCUGGUAUGAAUUGCAAAGAUUUUUUUUUUAUAAAAGAAAGCAAAAACGUUUAGUUCUGGUCCAAAUUAGAUAACCUUUUAAAGAUUAUUUAUAGAACAACAGUUAAUAUAUUAAUGACUACUGUAUUUACAAAGUGAAUAUAAAUCUUUAGUUAAUAUGUUAAAUAUGUUCUUUCAUAAUUUCAAUAAAGGUUUAAAUGGAACAACAGUAGAGUGUAUAUUUGCGGCAUGGAUUUGAUUUUACUGGCUUGCACCUGCAUUUAUGACUAUCAACAAACCAAAACUGUACUCUGUCCGGUCUUUGGGUCUGUUACUGUAAAGGGAAUCUGUGUAAGAAAAUCUGCAUUGAACAGGAUGGAGGACAGUGGAAUGUCUAUCAAUUUGCAUUUUUAGCAGAUUCAUAAAAAAGAAUUAAGAGUUUAGCCGAAACCGAUCCCCACACAAUUAUUUACACACAGACACAUCUCAUUUUUUGCAAAUUUUCAAAUAGAGCAAAGAGCAAAGUGAUCUUUAUUUAAUCUGACUUUAAGCUGAGAUUUUAUUAAAUUUCCCACAAAAAAACAUGGCACAGACGAGUAGUUCAAUGAUAGUCAGAAAUCUAAAAGUGCGACAGUAAAUGGUGUAAUUUGGGUGAUUUUUAAUUAUUAUUAUUAUUAUUUUAAGCAUAAUAUGCCCAUAAAACCUGCCGGCGGGUUUUGGGAUUCAGAGGUUUAACUGUCUUGGGAGGACAGCGCGGUGGUAUCAUCAGACUGCAUUCAUUUUAGCCAAGUGUACCUAACACACUGACAUCCAAGCGUAUAUACACUAUGUUUCAUAUCGUGUGCCUUCAUAAAGCACUACAGACAUAAGAGUAUGAUUUUACUGUGCAUGUGGCCAACAGCCCUACUGUUAGCUUUUCAGCUAAACUGAUUGGUGUCCUAAACUACUCCUGUAUAUUGUGGCAAACUUUUUAAAGGUGUUACUAUUAAUCUGAUUUAUGACAACAUGGUACAGACUUUUACUCUGUCAGUUCAGGGUAUGUGAUUGGUAAAUUAACUUUUGUCCCGUCCUUUUUCUGUAUAUAUUUAACAGCCAUUUAAGGUUGCUUUUAUUAGCUUAUACAUGUUCCUGUCUUUAAUUUAAGUAAAAAACAAACACAUGAAGGCCUUACACUAUUUGGAUAGUCAUAGCAAAUUCAUUGUACGUCACAUUAGAUUCACGAAUGCUCAUAUCUCUGUUCAAAUCCUUCAAUAUUGUUUGUAUUAAAUGAUUCAUGCUGCAGUGAUUUGUUGCAUUGUUUUCCACACUGAAAUCAUGUUCCAAUAAACCAAAACCUUUAUUGUUAGUCUGUAUCUUUGUCAACUUUGUUACUGUGGGUGAUCUUUUAAAAAUUAAAUCACAUUUCCCAUGAAA
Acanthochromis polyacanthus (spiny chromis) is the source of this 2664-nucleotide messenger RNA. RefSeq lists its product as uncharacterized. The transcript is spliced from 3 exons. The coding region runs from base 129 to 344 and encodes 71 amino acids. Gene Ontology annotation, molecular function: G-protein beta-subunit binding. Gene Ontology annotation, cellular component: heterotrimeric G-protein complex. NCBI's taxonomy places the organism in Eukaryota, Metazoa, Chordata, Actinopteri, Pomacentridae. Gene Ontology annotation, biological process: G protein-coupled receptor signaling pathway. The record is from RefSeq and is a predicted model, not a curated record.